Molecule: messenger RNA, 1422 nt
Organism: Ostrea edulis (European flat oyster)
Lineage: Eukaryota; Metazoa; Mollusca; Bivalvia; Ostreida; Ostreidae
Exons: 1
Coding region: 1-1422 (473 amino acids)
Source: RefSeq, a predicted model, not a curated record
AUGUCUGACGGACAUAUUUACACAGGAGUGACGCCUGGUGAACAUAUUUAUACAGGAGUGACGCCUGACGGACAUAUUUAUACAGGUGUGAUGUCUGACGGACAUAUUUACACAGGAGUGAUGUCUGGCGGACAUAUUUAUACAGGUGUGAUGUCUGACGGACAUAUUUAUACAGGAGUGAUGUCUGACGGACAUAUUCACACAGGAGUGAUGCCUGACGGACAUAUUUAUACAGGAGUGAUGUCUGACGGACAUAUUUACACAGGAGUGAUGUCUGACGGACAUAUUUACACAGGAGUGAUGUCUGACGGACAUAUUUAUACAGGUGUGAUGCCUGGCGGACAUAUUUACACAGGAGUGAUGCCUGACGGACAUAUUUAUACAGGAGUGAUGCCUGACGGACAUAUUUAUACAGGAGUGAUGUCUGACGGACAUAUUUAUACAGGAGUGACUCCUGACGGACAUAUUUAUACAGGAGUGAUGUCUGACGGACAUAUUUAUACAGGAGUGAUGCCUGACGGACAUAUUUAUACAGGAGUGAUGUGUGGCGGACAUAUUUAUACAGGAGUGAUGUCUGACGGACAUAUUUAUACAGGAGUGAUGCCUGACGGACAUAUUUAUACAGGAGUGAUGUCUGGCGGACAUACUUAUACAGGAGUGAUGUGUGGCAGACAUAUUUACACAGAAGUGAUGUGUGGCGGACAUAUUUAUACAGGAGUGACGCCUGACGGACAUAUUUAUACAGGAGUGAUGUGUGGCGGACAUAUUUAUAGAGGAGUGAUGUCUGGCGGACAUAUUUAUACAGGAGUGAUGUCUGACGGACAUAUUUACACAGGAGUGAUGUCUGACGGACAUAUUUACACAGGAGUGACGCCUGGUAGACAUAUUUAUACAGGAGUGAUGUCUGACGGACAUAUUUAUACAGGAGUGAUGCCUGGCACACAUAUUUAUACAGGAGUGAUGUCUGGAAGACAUAUUUAUACAGGAGUGAUGUCUGACGGAGAUAUUUAUACAGGAGUGAUGCCUGAUGGACAUAUUUAUACAGGAGUGAUGCCUGAUGGACAUAUUUAUACAGGAGUGAUGUCUGACGGACAUAUUUAUACAGGAGUGAUGUCUUGCGGACAUAUUUACACAGGAGUGACUCCUGACGGACAUAUUUACACAGGAGUGAUGUGUGGCGGACAUAUUUAUACAGACAUGAUGCCUGGUGGACAUAUUUAUACAGGUGUGAUGUCUGACGGACAUAUUUAUACAGGAGUGAUGUCUGGCGGACAUAUUUACACAGGUGUGAUGUCUGACGGACAUAUUUAUACAGGAGUGACGCCUGACGGACAUAUUUAUACAGGAGUGAUGUCUGGCGGACAUAUUUACACAGGUGUGAUGUCUGACGGACAUAUUUAUACAGGAGUGACGCCUGACUGA